GAAUGGCCCAACAUUGUCAUCCUGACUGGAGGCGCGAAGUACCAGUUCGACGACCGAGGCCGCGAACGUAUUCGCAUCCAUGCGAAGGACGGCUGGCAGGAUUCAAUUCCGCCAGCCAUUCUGCAGUACUCUCUGAGACUGCAUGACGUCCGAGAGCUCAAGGAUCCACACAACGGCGAGUAUGGCCAGUGUGUGGGAAGACACCCGAAGAUUCUGGAUGGCGGGUGGACCAUUUCCUUGGCCACCUCCACGCCAAUGAGAGCUGGGGCCCCAUGCGAUGCGGAGGUCGUUGUGCGUGGUGCCGGGACUUCGCGAGCCACCCGGCCGACACUAGAUCCGGCCGCGCACAGUGUCCCACCGGCCGCCGACGUCGGGUGGAAGUCGUGGCACACCGAGGAAUCCCCCUGCUGGAUCCUUGGCUUCAGCUGUUCGAUCGACGACGCCGAACAAGCAGCCACGAGGAGGUACUGGAUAUCAGACCUCCGACUCUGGAGCCGCGCCUUCGGAGUUGCCGGUCAAGGCGGCGCCAAAGCCUGGACCGGGCGUCCCCAAGGCAGUGCCACAGAUACCGAAGGCAGCGCCUGGUUGAUGGCAGACCACCGCCUACGCGGGCACCACCUCGUGGGCCCCCGAGCAGAUCCCCUGGGAGAGCAGCCCAAGGCAGUGGUUCUGGCGGCGAUAGGGAUGGACCCCCUCCUGGGCCAUCCCGCGCUUUUGUCUCCGAUCCACACGACUGGCGGGGCCGAAAACAAGGACCUGAAGGGGAUCAUCGCGGCCAUCAACAAGGAGAACAAGGACUCGGUAGAGCAGAACAAGAUCCUGUACGGUCAAGCAUGCGUUGCUGACCACUGGGCGCAAUGGUUCGAGGAGGAGCGUGGCGAUCUACCCGAGGGAGAUCGCAGUCCAGCGGUCGUGAUGACCGAGGCCACAUAUCUCGAAGCUCAACACCGCAACGCUCGAGAUCUGGCUUCCGUCAUCGCGGCGGCAGGACCAUCGCACCGCGCAGCCUUUGGCGAUGGCAUGGACACGAUGGAAGCAAUCUCAGAGGAUCUAAAGAAGACUGGCUGGCGAGGACCGAUUGGUCUCGGGGCCGGAAAUGAGCGCACCCUCCUACACAAUGUGAGGUUUUGGUGGUGGCCCAUGAGCCCGGCGCCUGUACAGAAGUAUGACAGGAGCCUUGCGAAAUGGAAGAAGACUGUGCUUCUCUUCCACGCUGGCGAGAUGCGCAUACUCCUUCGAGAUGCACCAAUCAAUGCCGAAGUGCCUACCCUACGGGAGACACAAGUAGGCAGUGCCGAUGCAAGUAGAACCUUAGUCGUUUGCAGGCCGUCGGUAGAUGAUGCUGGCGUCAUCGACGGGGCUUCCACGUACAAGGGAAGGAAGAGCCUGUAG
Molecule: messenger RNA, 1392 nt
Organism: Symbiodinium sp. CCMP2456
Lineage: Eukaryota; Dinophyceae; Suessiales; Symbiodiniaceae
Source: the annotation of a GenBank genome assembly